AUGAAGCUCCUGGUGGCCUUUUUUCACACGCAAUGGCUUCUGCUUGCAACUGCUGCGGCAGGAGUUCCCUUCCAUGAAUAUGUGUUAGCUCCCACUGCACGAGUCGUCAGCCCAGUGUCACUUUACCAGACCGGCGGCAAUGUUGAGAAUGCUGCCGCGCUCAUUACAGCCAACACAACUGAAGCCGAGUGUAACCAGUCGACAACGUUUACAGGAAAUGGUUCGUAUGUUACAUUUGACUUUGGGAAAAAUAUUGCUGGAAGAGUCAGCUUCCAGGUGGAUGCCGUGUCGGGAUCGAGCGAUUCGAUAGGCUUCACAUUCAGCGAGUCUUCAAUGUACAUUAGUGCCGAGCACUGUGAUGCUGUCACUGACGGCAUCUUUGACCUACCACAAUGGUUCAACGACACCGUGCCAGGACACUACGAAGCCGGUCACGAUUUCCAGCGGGGAGCUUUUCGAUACCUCACAAUCGUUCAUAACACGACUGGCACUAUGCGUCUCUCGAACGUAACAGUUUACUGGACUACAUCUCCAGAGAUGCAGGACCCGGCAGCGUAUACUGGCUAUUUCCACAGCGAUAGUGAGAAGCUGAAUCGAGUAUGGUAUGCAGGGGCCUAUACCAAUCAGAUUUGUUCAGCGGAUCCCACUAGGGGGGUUGCCUUGGGCGCGCCCGUGGCUGGCUGGUAUUAUAACUAUACAAUCUCGAAUGGAACCAGCGUUCUGCUCGACGGAGGGAAGAGAGAUCGUGUCGUAUGGCCGGGCGAUAUUGCCAUCUCUGGACCUUCCAUCUUUGUAUCGACCAAUAGUCUCGAGCCUGUUCGUAACGCACUAGACUCUCUCUUCCUGUACCAGGAGAUGGAUGGUCGAUUACCUGCAGCGGGCUAUCCAUUGGCACAACUUUUUGCGUGGAGUUUUACUUACCACUGUCAUACAUUGAACGAUGCCUAUGAUUACUUCAUGUUCACUGGCGACACACUGUACCUUGCAAGCUUGUGGGACCAGUACACAUUGGGAAUCCAUUACCUUCUGCAGUUUGUCGACUCAUCGGGCCUCGCCAAUGUGACCAGUACUUCGGAUUGGGGUCGCAGUGGCAUGUCUGGUCAUAACAUUGAGGCAAACUCUAUCCUAUGUUAUACACUCAGGAAUGCCGUGAAGUUGGCCACAAUAAUGAACGAUACCCGCGAGACCAGUAACUGGGAAGCCCUCGCAGUGGGAAUCUCCACAGCGGCAAACGUGGUCCUCUGGGACGACUCUGUAUCCUUGUACCGCGAUAACGACACUAUCGCAAACGGCUCUUCCGCUCCAUCGUACCCACAAGAUGGAAAUGCAUGGGCCGUUAUCGCCGGCAUUGCAACCGGUACUCGGGCCGUGGCUGUAAGCGAUGCUCUAAAGGCACGAUGGGUUCGUCCGUAUGGCGCACCGGCAGUCGAGGCUGGGCAGACCAUUUCUCCAUUCACCACUGGAUUCGAGCUUCAGGCGCACUACUUGGCGGGCCACUCGGACUACGCUGUAGACCUUAUGGAGUUCAUGUGGGCAGACUACAUGCUGGAUGAUCCCCGAAUGACAAACAGCACUUUUAUCGAGGGGUUUGCGACCGACGGCACUCCCCUCUACCCCGUCUACGACUACGACCCUCGCGUCAGCCACGCUCAUGGCUGGUCUACGGCUCCAACGUCGAUGCUGACUUUCUAUGCUGGAGGUCUCACAAUGACUUCAGCAGCUGGCCAGACUUGGAAGGUUGCCCCUGCACUAGGAGGACUUCAGACUGUUCAAACGAGGUACGAGACUCCACUCGGGGCCUUUGUGACUGAUUGGACAAACAAUACACGUGGUCUGUCAGGGAUAUUCAUCACUCCGAACUCAACCACAGGCGAAAUAAAUAUUCCGCUGGCUAGUGGCGCACGAAAAUUGGUUCUCGAGGGACCGGGCGGAUCUGACGAGGUUGAUCUCAACGGUCUAUCUGUUGCAAUUGUCACAGGCCUUCAAGGCGGCAAAUAUUCAAUCACCAUCACAUAG
This is a messenger RNA of Pestalotiopsis fici W106-1, 2016 nucleotides long. RefSeq lists its product as uncharacterized. Lineage: Eukaryota; Fungi; Ascomycota; Sordariomycetes; Amphisphaeriales; Sporocadaceae. The record is from RefSeq and is a predicted model, not a curated record. Bases 1 to 2016 code for a protein of 671 amino acids. Gene Ontology annotation, biological process: carbohydrate metabolic process. The transcript is spliced from 3 exons.